Dromaius novaehollandiae (emu) is the source of this 393-nucleotide messenger RNA. RefSeq names its product basic helix-loop-helix transcription factor scleraxis-like. Gene Ontology annotation, biological process: regulation of transcription by RNA polymerase II; developmental process. The record is from RefSeq and is a predicted model, not a curated record. Bases 1 to 393 code for a protein of 130 amino acids. Gene Ontology annotation, molecular function: protein dimerization activity; RNA polymerase II transcription regulatory region sequence-specific DNA binding; DNA-binding transcription factor activity, RNA polymerase II-specific. Lineage: Eukaryota; Metazoa; Chordata; Aves; Casuariiformes; Dromaiidae. The transcript has 2 exons.
AUGAAAGCCAGCGGGGGGGCGGCGGCGGCGGGCGCGGGGCAGCCCCCGGCGGGCAGCGGCGCGGGGCUGCCGGCGGGUAGCGGGCGGCGGCGGGAGCGGCGCGGCGGCGGCGGGGGGCAGCGGGCGGCGGCCAACGCCCGGGAGCGGGACCGCACGCACAGCGUCAACACGGCCUUCAGCGCGCUGCGCACGCUCAUCCCCACCGAGCCGGCCGACCGCAAGCUCUCCAAGGUGGAGACGCUGCGCCUGGCCGCCAGCUACAUCGCGCACCUGGCCAACGUGCUGCUGCUGCGGCCCUGCCCGCAGCGCCCGCCCUGCCCGCAGCGCCCGCCGCCGCGGCCCGUCUGCACCUUCUGCCUCAGCGCGCAGCGCAAGCGGAAGUUUAAAAAGUAA